Molecule: messenger RNA, 1521 nt
Organism: Raphanus sativus (radish)
Lineage: Eukaryota; Viridiplantae; Streptophyta; Magnoliopsida; Brassicales; Brassicaceae
Product: oleoyl-acyl carrier protein thioesterase 2, chloroplastic
Exons: 6
Coding region: 164-1267 (367 amino acids)
Biological process (GO): fatty acid biosynthetic process
Molecular function (GO): fatty acyl-[ACP] hydrolase activity; acyl carrier activity
Source: RefSeq, a predicted model, not a curated record
UUCACCACACAUGCGUCAUUGCCAAUAGGCGAAACAACCAGCUUUUUAAUGGCAAUAUCGUAAUUUAUCAGUUUCCACCAUCCUCGUUAAUAUCGAGCCUAGAGAUCCCUGAUUCUUCUAUAAACCAAAACCUCAAAAACCAUAAAAAACAUCUCAUCGAAAAAUGUUGAAGCUUUCGUGUAAUGUGACUAACCACUUACACACCUUCUCCUUCUUCUCCUCCGAUUCCUCCCUUUUGAUCCCGGUUAAUCGCCGUACCAUCGCCGUCUCGUCUUCUCAGCCAAGGAAGCCGGCUUUAGAUCCUCUACGGGCAGUUAUCUCCGCCGAUCAGGGAAGCAUCAGUCCUGUCAAUUCGUGUACACCGGCGGAUCGGUUCCGAGCUGGUCGAUUGAUGGAAGAUGGUUAUUCUUAUAAAGAGAAGUUCAUUGUUAGAAGCUACGAGGUUGGAAUUAACAAAACCGCCACCGUUGAGACAAUUGCUAAUCUAUUACAGGAGGUGGCAUGUAACCAUGUUCAGAACGUUGGAUUCUCGACCGAUGGAUUUGCCACAACACUCACCAUGAGGAAAUUGCAUCUCAUAUGGGUCACUGCGAGAAUGCACAUUGAGAUCUACAAAUAUCCAGCUUGGAGUGAUGUGGUUGAGAUAGAGACAUGGUGCCAGAGUGAAGGAAGGAUUGGAACAAGACGUGAUUGGAUUCUAAGGGACUCUGCUACAAAUGAAGUUAUUGGGCGUGCUACAAGCAAGUGGGUGAUGAUGAACCAAGACACAAGGCGGCUUCAAAGAGUUACAGAUGAAGUUAGGGACGAGUACUUGGUUUUCUGUCCUCGAGAACCCAGACUAGCGUUUCCAGAAGAGAACAAUAGCAGCUUAAAGAAAAUCCCAAAACUAGAAGAUCCAGCUCAGUAUUCUAUGCUAGGGCUUAAGCCUCGUCGAGCUGAUCUGGACAUGAACCAACACGUGAAUAACGUCACCUACAUCGGAUGGGUGCUUGAGAGCAUACCUCAAGAAAUCAUUGAUACGCAUGAGCUUCAAGUUAUAACUCUAGAUUACAGAAGAGAAUGCCAGCAAGAUGACAUUGUAGAUUCACUCACCACCUCUGAAGUCCCUGACGACCCGAUCUCAAAGAUUUCAGGGACCAACGGAUCUGCCACGACAAGCGUACAAGGACACAAUGAGAGCCAAUUCUUGCAUAUGCUGAGGUUGUCAGAAAAUGGCCAGGAGAUCAAUCGUGGGAGAACACAAUGGAGAAAGAAAUCCUCACAAUGAUUUUCUUAUGCUUCUCCAGUGUUAGUGAAGUUACUGCUUCACGUUUAUAGUUUUAUUGUGUCUUCUGAUCAGAUCCCUUUUGGGGUUUAAGAUGGUACUGGAUUAUUGGUGUAGUGUCGCGUCUGUUUUGUUCAUUUUCUGUCCAAAUUUUGGGCUUUAAGCCAAAACGUUUCUUAGGUCUUAAUCUUUGCCUGCUUGUAUCUUUUCAUAAACUAGAUUUGUUCAUCCAAUUACAUAAGCUGAGUUUUUUAUUC